AUGAACGAAACGGCCGCCCGGUUGAUGCCGCCGGUCAGUGGGAUCGACCUGAAUCGACCCUCCGGCUCCCCGAUAGACCAGAAACCGGCGAAUGUCUGGGCCAGCGGCGCUCAAAUGUUGAACCUCUCCCCUCCAGCCGGCGAUCAAGCCGCGAUGCUCGGCAUCAAUUCCGAACCGAUGCAGAGCAGCUCGGGGGCGAUGUCACGCGAAAAUGAGGAGAGCUGGGCCUCCGACCUCGACAAGAGUGGCGACGACAUCUCGGGUGACCCAGAAGGAGUGUGGUCUGCCGACAUCGAGCAGGCAUUCCAAGAAGCCCUCAACAUCUAUCCGCCAUGCCGAAACGAGCUGAUCGCACGCUAUAUUAAAAUACGAUGCGGGAAAUCGCGGACGCGGAAACAGGUGAGCAGCCACAUCCAGGUGCUCGCCCGCAAGAAGAUGAGGGAGGGCAAGGGGAUGAAGCAUGACCCCGGAUCACCACAAGGCCCCGCCUCCGCCCCUGUUCAUCUACCAACCCCCGCAUCGACGGCUUCAUCCACCUCGCCAAGGGACCCGAUCAAGCUUGGAGGCAGCCCCGUGGCUCCAAUCGAUAAACCAAGCAAUCCAGCGUUGCCUACGCACCCCCUGAUGAUGCCGAAUCCGAUCACGCCCGAGCUGGACAAGGGCAUGCAUCUACAGCAGAUUACGAACCUUUUCCCCCACCCGUUUCCGUUCCUCCCCGGAAUGCCCUUCCCCAAUGGAGCAUUCCCCGCGGCGGCCUUCGGUACCGACCUCUACAGCAGCCUGGCGAUGAUCAAGCCUGUCACGCCGCCCGAGGAGACCACCCAGAAAGUCAGCUAUCUCGCGUCGAAGCGAUUGGCGCUAAAGGACUUCACCGCCUACGUGGAGCACAAUGGCCACCGGAAGGAGAUCCUCAGCAUCACCACGUCGGUCGAUGGCGAUUUGACGGACAUCCCUCUGGACUACCUGAAGGAAUACUUCCAGGCCGAGAUGCCGCGACUCCGAAAAGUCACCCCCGACGCCCUGUUCCUCGUCCGCGGAUGGGCAAACCUCGACUUUGAUGAGGACAACUCCUCAGCCAUGUAUGCGGUAGAUGCUCACUAUGCCAGUGCCGUCCACUAUCCAUCAUUACGGGUACGGACACUCGCACUCUCCUUCGGGAAUGCCGUCGUCGAAAAGGAUGAAGAAAUCCCCGCCUCUCCCACCACCAACGCCUUCAACGGCCAAUACGAGUAUCGGCUGGAGAAAUCGGAAUGGUGCCAAUGGCUGGUCUUGUUCCUCACCCAGCUGAAAGAUUUGGAGUCGAAGACCGAACAGGGAGACGUCCUGAAUAACUUCAGUGUGUUGCAGGAAGUCCGCGGCAUCAAAGAAGACAAAUCCGAAGAAACCCUGCUCGUCUUCGGCCUGUUAAUCGACAUCGGCGCCAACUCGUCCACCUUCUUCAAGCUCACCCAAAAA
Molecule: messenger RNA, 1455 nt
Organism: Mesorhabditis spiculigera
Lineage: Eukaryota; Metazoa; Nematoda; Chromadorea; Rhabditida; Rhabditidae
Source: the annotation of a GenBank genome assembly